AUCGUUGCGGAUGUGCAUCGACUACAGGGUGCUCAACAAUCAGACCAUCAAGAAUAAAUAUCAUAUUCCAAGGAUAGGUGACCUGCUCGACCAGCUUCGAGGGGCCACAAUUUGUUCUAAACUGGACCUCCGGUCAGGAUAUUGGCCAAUUCGGAUAACGGAUAACUCUAUCCUCAAAACCGCCUUUCGGAAGGAACCAUUCUAUACCAAACUCUCGAAAAGCGAGUUCGCAUUGAAUGAAGUUCCCUUCUUGGGACACGACGUCAGCGCAUGCGACGUACACGUGGAUCCCAAGAAGAUCGGAGCAGUGAAGCAGUGGAAGCAGCCAGAGAACGUGAAGGAGCUUCAGCAGUUCCUCGGCUUUGCCAACUACUACAACCACUUCAUCCCCAACUAUGACGGGAUCGCAGUACCGCUCACAUAGUUACUGAAAAAAGGAGUACCUUUUUG
Messenger RNA from Closterium sp. NIES-67, 450 nucleotides. Lineage: Eukaryota; Viridiplantae; Streptophyta; Zygnematophyceae; Desmidiales; Closteriaceae. The record is from the annotation of a GenBank genome assembly.